CGGUGUUACUGUCGGGUUCCGGUUUAUUGCAUGCUGCACUUAUGCGGGGAGGAACAUUUUAUAGUCACUCUGUAAUAUGAAUGGGCAGGAAUGGCAAAGGCCAAACUAAAGGAGAAAAAGGAUUCUUCCAGGACUGACUCCAUCAAAGACAAAAACCAGGUGAAGCUGAAUCACAAAGAAAAGAGAAAGAAGUUCUGGAAAAAACAUCCCAAGAAGAGUAUUGGAUUACAAGUCAAAAAGAAAGUCAGUGUGUUGCCUCCUCCCAAAGAGCCGCAAGAGUUCUCCUCCAAUUGGAAAACGUUACAAGAGUUGCUGAAAUCCAACACAAGCAAGCCGGCUCCUAACGCCGCUCCUGUCAUUAAAAAGGAACCAAACAAAGAGCUGAAACAUAAACACAAGAAAUGCGAGGAACCUGACUGUAAAAAAAGUGACAUCAAAGCCAACGGAGAUGUGAAACCACUUGCAGUAGUGGAAGGAAAAACAAUUCGAAAAAAUGAGAAGAAAACUUCUGAAACGACAACGAAGAAAACUCCUGAAAUGACAAAGAAGAAAACUCCUGAAAUGACAAAGAAGAAAACUCCUGAAAUGACAAAGAAGAAAACUCCUGAAAUGACAAAGAAGAAAACUCCUGAAAUAACAACGAAGAGAACUGCUGAAACGACGACGAAGAGAACUGCUGAAACGACGACGAAGAGAACUGCUGAAACGACGACGAAGAGAACUGCUGAAACGACGACGAAGAGAACUGCUGAAACGACGACGAAGAGAACUGCUGAAACGACGACACAGAAAGCUGCUGAAAUGACAACGAAGAAGAAACAGAAAAUGUUAGAGCAGACAGGAAAAUACCAAAACAAACAUGCAAAACUGGACAAUUGCACAGAGACUCCAAAGGUAGACAUUUGGUUUGAUGAUGUGGAUCCGGAUGAUAUAGAAGCAGCGAUGGGGCCGGAGGCUGGGCAGAUAGCUCGUAAGAUGCAAGGACUCCCAGAGAAACAAUCCUCUUCCACGGAUGUUGUUCUGGUGAAAGAGAAAGCAUUUGAAGGACUUACAAAGACUGUCGCUAUGGAUUGUGAGAUGGUGGGAGUUGGGCAGACCGGAGAGGAAAGCAUUUUGGCCCGUGUGUCCAUAGUCAACCAGUUUGGGAAAUGUGUGUAUGAUAAAUAUGUCAAGCAAACAGAAUGGGUCACAGACUUCAGGACGGCUGUUAGUGGCAUCCGACCAGAUGAUAUGAAGAACGGAGAACAAUUCAAGGUUGUACAGAAAGAGGUGUCUGAAAUUCUCAGAGGACGCACUUUAGUUGGACAUGCUGUGCACAAUGAUCUGAAGAUCCUGUUUCUGGACCAUCCUAAAAAGGCUAUUCGGGAUACACAAAAAUACAAACCCUUUAAACAGAGAGUGAAGUCUGGGCGUCCGUCCCUUAAACUGCUGUGUGAGAAAAUCCUUAAUGUGAAGGUGCAGAAAGGUGAACACUGCUCGAUCCAAGACGCUCAGGCCGCCAUGCGCUUAUACACGAUGGAGAAGAAGGAGUGGGAAAAGGCAAUCAAAGCAAAAUACAAUAAGAAGCCCAUUGCCCAGCAAGAUAAUCCAGCACCUUCACAAAACUCAGCCCCCAAAGCUGCCCCGUUGUGAUAUUUUGUCCCAGGACUGGAAUUACAGAUUGAUGCCUUGUUGCAGGAGUUGACACAUUUUAUCAGGAACCACCCAGAACACUACAGAACUGGCUAAAUAGCUUUAUAUGGCAACGUGUAAAGAUGAAUCCAAUAAGAGAGGAACCGGAAGUAGAGUUUUAGGAGCCAUGGCUCUGUAAUUUUGGUGAUUCGUCAAGCCCUGUCUAAUUGUUAACGCUCAGGGACAAACGGUAUACAGCAUCACAUGUGAGCUAUUGCUGUACGCUCAGUGUCCUGGGGUCACGCAGCUCUUGCACAGAACUUUGCGGUGUACACUGAGUAAAAUGACUCCUUAGUAGUGGACAACCUGCAGGUGUGAGACAUCUAGGAAACAACUCACUUUGUUUAAAAACAGUUCACAUAUUCCAAUGAAAGUGUUAACAUUAUGCACACUCGCUAAACAUCGACAUAAUGGUGCAUAAGGGCACUUUCUUUAUUCCUUAACCUUCCAGAGUUCUUUUUUUUAAAAUAAACAGUUUUAUGAUUAUUAGUCCUAUUGCUGUAUAUGUUCAGCCAGAUGCAAAUCUGUCCAGUGCCUCAUUAAACACAGUAAAAAUAUAA
Molecule: messenger RNA, 2231 nt
Organism: Bombina bombina (fire-bellied toad)
Lineage: Eukaryota; Metazoa; Chordata; Amphibia; Anura; Bombinatoridae
Gene: REXO4
Product: REX4 homolog, 3'-5' exonuclease
Exons: 9
Coding region: 91-1632 (513 amino acids)
Biological process (GO): rRNA processing; DNA catabolic process
Cellular component (GO): nucleus
Molecular function (GO): 3'-5' exonuclease activity; nucleic acid binding
Source: RefSeq, a predicted model, not a curated record